Bursaphelenchus xylophilus (pine wood nematode) is the source of this 267-nucleotide messenger RNA. The record is from the annotation of a GenBank genome assembly. NCBI's taxonomy places the organism in Eukaryota, Metazoa, Nematoda, Chromadorea, Rhabditida, Aphelenchoididae.
AUGUGGAAGUUGGAGGUGUUGGAUACGGCCGGUCAAGACGAAUUUGCAGCCAUGAGAGAGCACAACGUCCGAAGUGGCGAUGGAUUUCUACUAGUAUUCUCGCUGACAAAUCGAGACAGUUUUGAGUACCUCAAACGACUAUUAUACCAUUAUAUCGACAGAGUUAAGGACAGAGACUUCUUUCCAAUGAUUGUGGCUGAAAAUAAGUGCGAUUUGAAGGAAAAAGGUCAAGCAGCCUUUGCAUGUUCUGAAUAUUUUAUUGAGUAA